Messenger RNA from Canariomyces notabilis, 1773 nucleotides. RefSeq lists its product as uncharacterized. The transcript is spliced from 5 exons. The record is from RefSeq and is a predicted model, not a curated record. The coding region runs from base 1 to 1773 and encodes 590 amino acids. NCBI's taxonomy places the organism in Eukaryota, Fungi, Ascomycota, Sordariomycetes, Sordariales, Chaetomiaceae.
AUGAAGGCGCUUGCAGCUUCGCUUCUGCCAGUCAUUGCGGGCGCUGCCGCCCUGGGCUUUGUUCCGGCCGUCCUUGCACAUGGCGACGAGCAUGGCCAUGGGGCCGGGAUGGACGGCAUGAGCAUGACCGAAGCCGAUAAGCCUGUUCCAGAGGAUCAGUAUCCGCCCACGUACUUUGCCCUGCCCAACCACAAGGCGGCCAUUUACGGCCAUAUCGGCCUGAUGGUCCUUGCCUGGGUGUUUGUUUUACCUUCCGCCGUGAUGCUGUCACUUGCCCGCUCCCGAUACACGCUGCUAGUUCAGUUCGGCUUUCUUGCGGUGAAUGCGGGUGGCAUGUUGCUGGGCGUGAUAUACAACGCCAGCACACCUGACCUCUACCCGAACAAUGCGCACCAUAAGCUCGGGUGGAUUGUGACUUGUGUGGUGAGCGCCCAAGUAGUGAUUGGGCUCUUGGCGCGCGUCGCGGGCAUGUUCAAGCGUCAAAGGUCGAGUAGCCGCGCUGAGGAGCGCCAAGGCUUCAUUCCGGUGUCGACCGAGGCCAUGGCCGAGCACGAGUCUCGCUUUCCAGAACCCUACGGCCGGUUUUCCAUCGACAGCGGCCAGGGUACCGAGCCGAGGACCGAGUCGCUCCGCAGCCCCUCCCUGUCAUCGGGCGGUGACUCCCCGCUGACGCGCCACAAGGAGUACAACGUCGACGUUACCGGCGCCGACGACGACUCGGACGCUCACCUGCCCAUGUUCUCUAACACGACCAAGGCCCACUCGAUUGUGGCAAAGAUCACCGACAAGAUCUCGGAUCGUUUCUGGAAGGUUUUGCUUUUUGCCUACGAGUUUGUCGACCGGACAAUCCUGAUCCUCGGUUUCAUUGCUCUGUGUACAGGCAUCAUCGCCUACGGGCGUUUCUUUGAGGGCCAGGGAAUCUUUAGUGGCUUGGCACACUGGAUCAAGGGCGGUGUUUUCUUCUGGCUGGGCAUCUUCACUCUGGGACGGUGGGCAGGCAGUUUCGGCGAGCUCGGAUGGGCGUGGAAUAUCCGGCCCAGGAAACUCGGCCAGAAGCGUGCCCCUUCAGCCGAGUUUGUGGAGAGUUUCCUGAUUUUCUUUUACGGAUCCACCAAUAUCUUCCUGGAGCAUCUUGGUGGCUGGGGCGGCGAAUGGAGCUCCCAGGACCUAGAGCAUAUCUCGAUCACGGUUCUCUUCAUAGGCGGCGGCCUGUGCGGCAUGCUUGUCGAAUCGACCAGGAUCCGCGAUUUGCUCAACUACACCGUGACUGACGCCGCCCUGUCGACGUCGGAGCACGGCGCAUACAAGGACGAGGAGGCCCGGGACGAGCUUCAUGAGCCCGAGACGUACUCGUUCUCCAUAAACCCUAUCCCGGCCCUGGUGAUUCUCCUCCUUGGCAUCAUGAUGAGCUCCCACACACAGCAAAGCAUGAUCUCGAGCAUGGUACACAAGCAGUGGGGUAACCUGCUCACCGGCGCCUCCUUUGCCCGCGGCAUGACCUACCUGCUCACCUGGCUGCGCCCGCCCAAGUCGGUCUAUCCCUCGCGACCGCCCACCGAGCUGCUGGCAGCGUUUGGGCUCAUCUCGGGCGGCAUCAUCUUCAUGGCUAGCGCGAGUGAUACGGUGGAUGGCAUGAUUCACUACGAGCUCGACGCCAUGUUCAUGUACACCGUCACAAUGGGCCUUGUCGGCUUGCUCAUGGCGUGGGUCAUCUUGCUGGUUGCCCUCAAGGGCUGGGCUACUCGCCGCGAGGCAAGGGCCCGCUCGCACUGA